CCUUCUCUUGAAUCUAAUUCUAGCCCUUAGAGUCAUAGGAUGAAAUUCGCAAUCUCCUCCACAAAAUAUCCAGUUAAAUAUCUGAGGAUAUUUGGAAGACUGGACUUGGGUGAGGGGAGGUUAAUAGUAACCACCAAGACUAGGGAAAGUCAAGGAAACGAAGUGGGUAGAGUCUCUGGGAUGCAGGCGGGGAAGGUCAGAGUCCUGGCCUGAGGCACUGGGGACCUUCCUUCCUCCACACUCUCCGGACGAGCCUCGGGCGCCUGACCCCUCGGGCGGCACUGGCCGGUGCAGAGCGCCCUUAGUCACCCUUCAAGAUCCUUCCUGUUUCGGCUCCUCUCCCUACAUUUUUUAUUGCAAAAUUUCCCAGAAGGGGCCGUCGGCGCGUUGCCACUGCCCGCGGAGGCUGCACGGCGGUGAGGGCCGCUGCGGCGGAGGGGAAAGAAGCCGAGCCCUUCCCGGAGCCGGGGACGCAGACGCUCUGAAGCCCGCGUGGACCAUGGCCCCCGCGCCCGACCUGCUGCUGCUGCUGCUGCUGCUGCUGCCGCCGCUGCUCGUCUCCGCGGACGCGCCCGAGCCCUGCGCGGUGGACGACGACGACGUCCGCUGCGUCUGCAACUUCACCGCCCCGCAGCCCGACUGGUCCAGCGCCUUCCAGUGUAUGGCUGCCGUCGAGGUGGAGAUCCGUGGCGGCGGCCGCAGCCUGGAGCACUUUCUGAAGGCUGCCGACGUCGACACAAAGCACUACGCUGACAUGGUCAGGUCUCUGCGCCUGCGGCGGCUCACGGUGGGCGCCGCCCAGAUUCCUGCUCCGCUUCUGGGGGCCUUCCUGCGAGCGCUCGGGUACUCGCGGCUCAAACAGCUGGCGCUCGAGGACCUGGACGUAACUGGCACGAUGCCGCCGCCGCCCCUGGAGGCCAUUGGGCCUGCGCUCUCCACCCUCAGUCUCCGUAAUGUGUCCUGGGCAGCGGGAGGUGCCUGGCUCGCCCAGCUGCAGCAGUGGCUCAAGCCAGGCCUCCAGGUACUGGGCAUUGAGCAAGCACACUCGCUUGCCUUUCCCUGUGCAGAGCUCCGCAGCUUCCCUGCCCUCACCACCCUAGACCUGUCUGACAAUCCGGGACUGGGCGAGCGCGGGCUGGGCGCGGCUCUCUGUCCGCAGAAGUUCCCGGCCCUCCGGGAUCUAGCGCUUCGCAACGCUGGGAUGCAGACGCCGGAAGGCGUGUGCGUGGCGUUGGCGGCUGCGGGUGUGCAACCCCACAGCCUAGAUCUCAGCCACAACUCUCUGCGCGCCACCACCGCGGGCGCUCCCGGGUGCGUCUGGCCCAGUGCACUGAGGUCUCUCAACUUGUCGUUCGCUGGGCUGGAGAGGGUACCUAAAGGACUGCCGGCCAAGCUCACUGUGCUUGAUCUCAGCUGCAACAGGCUGCUCAGGGCGCCUCGGCCAGACGAGCUGCCCAAGGUGAGUAACCUGACACUGAACGGGAAUCCUUUUCUGGACCCUGGAGCCCCCAAGCCUCAAGAAGACCUGAUGAACUCCGGUGUGAACCCAGCCUGUGUGCGCUCCGCCCUGGCAGUGGGGAUGUCAGGAACUCUGGCGCUGCUUCAAGGGGCCAGGGGCUUGGCCUAAGAAGAAAGAAUUGGCUCGGACUGCCCUGGCUCCGGGGGAGCCUCUUCAGGACGUCUUAACCAACCACCUUCUGCCCCAUAUUCAUUAAAGUCUUAAACAAUAGUCCAUAUCAUUCACUCAA
Molecule: messenger RNA, 1748 nt
Organism: Manis javanica (Malayan pangolin)
Lineage: Eukaryota; Metazoa; Chordata; Mammalia; Pholidota; Manidae
Gene: CD14
Product: CD14 molecule
Biological process (GO): toll-like receptor 4 signaling pathway; positive regulation of cytokine production; cellular response to lipopolysaccharide
Cellular component (GO): lipopolysaccharide receptor complex; external side of plasma membrane; membrane raft
Molecular function (GO): protein binding; lipopolysaccharide binding
Source: RefSeq, a predicted model, not a curated record